CAUAAACGGCGUCCUUAAACCUGCUUCACAAAACAAAAACCCUAUUAUUCCGUCUUGAGUCGUAGAGAGAACAACGCUUCAGAGAUGGAGGAAGAAGAAAACGAGAAGAGAGCAGUGAGAAUAUUCGUUGGAGGAUUAAGUGAAGCCGUAACCGCCGAAGACAUUCGCAGGUUAUUCGAAUCAUUAGGUACCAUUCAAUCACUCGAAACCAUCCGAACCAAAGGUCGCAGUCUCGCUUACCUUGAUUUCCUCUCCGAUCCUAAAUCCCUUUCCAAACUUUUCAGCAAGUAUAAUGGGUGUGUGUGGAAAGGUGGAAAGCUAAGACUUGAAAAGGCUAAAGAGCAUUAUCUUGAUCGCUUGAAAAAAGAAUGGGAACAAGAUGCGAUGCUUAGUACCGAACCACCAGCUGCUGAUCUUUCUACUCAUAAGGAGGAUUUGGUGAAGGAAAUGCCCAAAUCGAGACGCGCUGCAGAUUUAAAUGAAAAGCCUCUCAAUAUUUUCUUCCCAAGAUUAAGAUCGGUGAAAUCCAUACCAUUUAGUGGAACUGGCAAGCAUAAAUACAGUUUCCAGAAUAUUAAAGUUCCUCCUAUGCCUGUGCAUUUUUGCGAUUGUGAGGAACAUUGUAGUCCUUUUGUCCCAACAAGAGAAAAGUCAUCUAUGAACAGGGAAGCAGAAAUUGGUGGAAUAAAUGAUGAAGAAAUUAACAUAAUGAAUGCUGUGAUGAACAAGCUUCUUGAAAAAGAAAAGGUUCCUGCCACCAAGCAUCUUGUAAAGAAGCAAGAUGCAUUUGAAUCUCGCGAUGCUUUACAUUCUAAUGCAUUGGAAGCAGAUAGUGAAACAGAUGACGACGACGAUGGUAUCAUAAUCAACAUUGCAACGAAGAAAAAUAAAGCAGCUUUAAUAGGGAGCGAAGAACUUGAAAGGGUCAUGGAAAAUCAGGAAUCACGGUCCAAUAAAAUCAAUAUUGAUGAGGAAGAACCCAACAAGAGUAUGCUUCAAGUGCAGAAAGGGAGUAAUAGCAAUCCUAACAAGGUAAAGAAGAAAAAACCACUUCCCAAAUCAGAAAGCAAAAGCAAUGAAGGUGUGUCUAGUACCCCUGUUGGCAAGAGUAAAAUGCAGACUCUUCUAGAUGAUCUGGGGUCUGGUAAACAGUCUACUGAACCAGAAUAUGAUUUUGGUGUACCUGCUAAAGUUUCAUGGUCUCAGAAGUCUUCAUGGAGAGAACUUGUUGGUAAAGGAGGCAAUGCUGCUUUCAGCGCCUCUCUUAUAUUGCCAAAGUUCGAUUCUGGUAAAGAUCAACAAAAUUCUGAUGGUUCUUCAACACCCUCCUGUACGGAUGAUGAAACUGAAAACGUGGAAAUGCCGCUUGGUAAAGGAGGCAAUGCUGCUUUCAGUGCCUCUCUCAUAGGGCCAAAGUUCGAUUCUGAUAAAGAUCAACAAAAUUCUGAUGGUUCUUUAACACCCUCAUCUACAGACGAUGAAACUGAAAACAUGGAAAGCGAUGAAUACCUAGAGAGCAAACCCACCAAUGCACAAGUGAUAGAAGAGCCUUCUGAAUCUUUAACACCCUCAUCUACAGAUGAUGAAACUGAAAACAUGGAAAGCGAUGAAUACCUAGAGAGCAAACCCACCAAUACACAACUGAUAGAAGAGCCUUCUGAAUCUUUAACACCCUCAUCUACAGACGAUGAAACUGAAAACAUGGACAGCGAUGAAUACCUAGAGAGCAAACCCACCAAUGCACAAGUGAUAGAAGAGCCUUCUGAAUCUUUAACACCCUCAUCUACAGAUGAUGAAACUGAAAACAUGGAAAGCGAUGAAUACCUAGAGAGCAAACCCACCAAUACACAACUGAUAGAAGAGCCUUCUGAAUCUUUAACACCCUCAUCUACAGACGAUGAAACUGAAAACAUGGACAGCGAUGAAUACCUAGAGAGCAAACCCACCAAUGCACAAGUGAUAGAAGAGCCUUCUGAAUCUUUAACACCUUCAUCUACAGACGAUGAAACUGAAAACAUGGAAAGUGAUGAAUACCUAGAGAGCAAACCCACCAAUAAUACACAAGUGAUAGAAGAGCCUUCUGAAGCUCAACCUACGAAUGCACAAGCGAUGGAAGAACCUGCCGAAGCUCCACCUAUCAAUAAACAAGCAAUAACUGAACCUGUUGAAACUCAGCAUAACACUGCACCAAAAGAGACCGGCAGAGGCUCUGCAUGGCUGCAAAAGCAAUCCUGGACCCAACUGGUUAAUGAGAAAAACAACUCAUUUAGCAUUUCACAAAUUUUGCCUGGCAUUACUUUCGCAGAACAAACGGCCAAGGAACCCAUUUUGCACCCUGCUGAUUCCAAUGAUUGCAAGCAUAAUGGUGCUGAUAAUAAAACUGUUAACAGAACUAUCAUUGAUGGCUUCAACUUAAGGAAUAUUGUACCAGAGAAUAGUGAGCAUGUUGGUGCCGAUGGUAUAGUUUCUGCUCCAGUAGUUGAGAAAACAAUUGAAACAUGUCCAAGGGAAGGAUCCAGUACAAAGGUUGAAAUAGGAGAAACAUGCUCGUUUAUGAGAAGUGCUGCUUCUUUGAAAGAUUGGGCAAAAGCUAAAGCUGCUGUUAGUGGAUCACUGAAAAGAAAACGUGGUGAGAAGUAAGGGCAUAAUUUUCCAUAUUGAACUACAUGAUCUUAUAUAAGCUGGUAUUUGCUGUUAACCUAUUGGUGUAAUUUGAUGAGGGGGUAGAACUCUACAUCACGGAUUAAUUUUAUGUGAUAGCUAUGUGGUUUUCAUACCAUGGGCAAGUCGAUUUUUGACUGACAUUUGCCUGUUUGAUUGGUUAACACAAUUACAAAAUCUACCCAAUGUGUUUAAUAAUCUCGAUUAACAUAUUUUACUUUU
This is a messenger RNA of Cicer arietinum (chickpea), 2883 nucleotides long. RefSeq lists its product as uncharacterized. Gene Ontology annotation, cellular component: nucleus. The record is from RefSeq and is a predicted model, not a curated record. Gene Ontology annotation, molecular function: RNA binding. NCBI's taxonomy places the organism in Eukaryota, Viridiplantae, Streptophyta, Magnoliopsida, Fabales, Fabaceae.